AUGAAAAAAAACAAACGUGAUAAUGAAAAAAUCAGUGCACGUUCGUUGAAAUCAUUGUCCAUUAUCUAUGUCAUCACUCCAACAUAUGCAAGGCUGGAACAAAAGGCAGAACUAACAAGACUAAGCCAUACUCUGCUCCAUGUGCCAAACAUUCACUGGAUCGUCAUCGAAGACUCUCCUGAAAAAACAGUUUUAGUGCAGAACUUUCUCAAUAGGACUAGAAUACAUUCUACACAUCUGUACGUCGCUACGCCUUCAGAGUAUAAAAUGAAACGAACAGAUCCCCACUCGCUAAAGCCCCGAGGCGUGCUACAACGCAAUGCUGCUCUAGACUGGCUGAGAGAAAACACAUCUCCCUACGAUGACGGUGUUGUGUAUUUCGCUGAUGAUGACAAUGCAUAUAGUUUGCAACUAUUUGAAGAAAUGAGAAACACAACAAAAGUAUCAAUCUGGCCUGUAGGUCUUGCUGCAGCUUUGCGCUAUGAACGUCCUAAAGUGACCAAUGGGAAGGUAACAGGUUGGUACACCUAUUACAAACCUGAUCGACCUUUUGCAACGGACAUGGCCGGCUUCGCCAUUAAUCUCAAUUUAAUUCACCAACAUCCAGAAGCAAAGUUUUCAAAUAUUUUUGCUGCAGGAAGCCAAGAAUCCACAUUUCUGACAUUGUUUCACUUGACACUGGAUGAUUUAGAGCCUAAAGCAAACAUGUGCUCUGAAGUUCUAGUUUGGCACACGAGAACAGAGAAAAGUAAAACUCCAUACGAAGAAGCGAUGGUCAAACUGUAUGGCGCUGACGCAUAUCCAAACAUUGAAGUUUAAUAUUUUACAAAUUAAUGUCAUUUUUUCCCUAUUUUUUUAAUUUCUUAUGUAUAUCUAAAUAUGUUUAGAUUUAGAUGUAUUUAUUUAUGACGAUAAUUUUUUAAUCUAGUUAAAUCUAUAUUCUUUGAGUUACAUUUUUAGCGGCCGGGAAAAGAUGCUUUUAGUUUUGUGUGCAAUGUCUGUCCGUCCGUCCGUCCCGUUUAGAUCUCGUAAAGUAGAAAAGAUAGUGAAAAUCCGAUAUUUUUGACCUUUACAAGUUCUGAUGCAACAGCUACUUUUUUAAUAUCUGAAAGUGAAAAUUUAAUUUUUAAAAUAAGCUAUGCAAGCAGUUUUUUCAUAAAAAUACACCAUUUUUACAACUAUUCACUAUUAAUAGUAACAAACACAGGAGGCUAUUUAGUAAGGGAGACGACUAUUUAAACCAUAUUUUUAACACAUUUAUGCAAACGGUUUUAGAUUUUUUUGUCAAAAAAAAAUAUUUUUUUUUACAAAUGAUCUGCUAAGUUA
Biomphalaria glabrata is the source of this 1326-nucleotide messenger RNA. RefSeq names its product galactosylgalactosylxylosylprotein 3-beta-glucuronosyltransferase 1-like. The record is from RefSeq and is a predicted model, not a curated record. NCBI's taxonomy places the organism in Eukaryota, Metazoa, Mollusca, Gastropoda, Planorbidae. Gene Ontology annotation, biological process: carbohydrate metabolic process; chondroitin sulfate proteoglycan biosynthetic process. Bases 1 to 819 code for a protein of 272 amino acids. Gene Ontology annotation, cellular component: Golgi membrane. Gene Ontology annotation, molecular function: galactosylgalactosylxylosylprotein 3-beta-glucuronosyltransferase activity. The transcript has 5 exons.